Felis catus (domestic cat) is the source of this 6497-nucleotide messenger RNA. RefSeq names its product apoptosis associated tyrosine kinase (gene LMTK1). Gene Ontology annotation, molecular function: ATP binding; protein tyrosine kinase activity. Gene Ontology annotation, biological process: brain development; peptidyl-tyrosine autophosphorylation. The coding region runs from base 1433 to 5464 and encodes 1343 amino acids. NCBI's taxonomy places the organism in Eukaryota, Metazoa, Chordata, Mammalia, Carnivora, Felidae. The transcript has 14 exons. The record is from RefSeq and is a predicted model, not a curated record.
CAUUGAUAACAUGUGUGGUCAUCUGCUGGGGCUGGAGAGUGUCCCUUGGGCGCAGUUAGCCCUGAGUGUGGCCUUCUGACCUGCCGGCUGCCCGUCCGUGCUGCCCCGGUCUGCCCCUGACCUGAACUUGGGGCUGGCCUGGACCUGAUCCCUCCGAGGCCAGACCAUCUCCCCGGCCUUGGGUGACCUUGGGCCGGGCAUAUUAGUGCCUCUGGCUUCUGUGCAUGGAUUUUGCCACCACCUUGUCCUUGGAGGUCCCGGCCCAUGAGGCUCCUGCCAGGGCCGUGACCUCCUGGUUGUCGCACCCACAGCCCCGUUCUGCUGUUGAUUUCCGCUGGCCUGGGUGGGUACUAGGGCAUCCUGGGUGGGGUCGUGGCUGAGGGGAGAACCAGAUCCCGCCUCCCCCUCGGCCCGCAGCUCCAUCACCGCUCUCCUUGAAGUCAUGGGGGGCAGGGAUGUCGGUGCCCGAAGCAGGUGGCCUGGGGCUCCGGGGUCCAGAGCUCUCUGUCCCGGUGGCUGGCCCUCAAAGGCUGCCUCUGCUGUCCCCCGGCCACGGAGCCUUUCCCAAGGGUGGGCCCCUCGACCCACAGUCUUUCCUGGGGGCGCGUGCCUCUCCUUUAUCUGGGAAACUCCCCCACGUACCCCAUGUUCCCUGCCACAGUGGGCUCCUGGGGGGAAUAGUGUCCCCCGCCAAAGUUCCUGUCCAUCUGGAGCCUCAGGAUGGGAGUCUUCGUAGGUGUUCAGGGUGGGCCUAAGUCCCGUGGCUGAGGUCCUUGCGGGAAAGUGGGAGGCCGCCUGGCACCCCCAGAAACUGGGAAAGGCCGGCAGGACCCGGAGGGAGCGUGGCCCUGACCGAGGGCUUCUGGCUCCCAGCGCUGUUGUGCCCCGUCCCCGCUGGUGAUGUGCCGUCCGGCAGCCCCUCGUGGCUCCGAGCCUGCCUCCCGCCCUCAGCCUGCCUCCGCCACCUGUGCAGACGGGGCGGCCGUCCCCACCUGGUGGAGCCUUGGGAAGAAAGUGAGGCGGCCACGCGCAGGCAUCCUCAGGACCUGCCUGUCGCACGGGAAGGGGCGCCAGCGGGACGGCGGCCCGAGGCCUCCCCGCCCCCCGCAGAGGAAGCAGCAGAGGAAGCGAGGGCAGGGGACGCAGGGCCGGAGGCCAGUUCCCAGGCGGCCUGUCUGGGCCGUGUCCAUGCCAAGGCCCCCCCUCCGCCCAGGCUUCCUCGGGCAGUGGCAGGGCCGAGGCGGGGCGCCUGGGGGCCCCGAGUAGGGUCAAGGGUCUCCGGAGAGUCACUCUGGGGUUAGACCAGCGGUCGGAGCCACGUGGGAGCGGCUGCCCAGAGCCGGACGGCGCCCCCCUCAGUGAGCUCUCCUGGUCGUCCUCCCUGGCUGUGGUGGCCGUGUCCUUCUCCGGGCUCUUCACUGUCAUUGCUCUCAUGCUGGCCUGUCUGUGCUGUAAGAAGGGUGGCAUCGGGUUCAAGGAGUUUGAGAAUGCUGAGGGGGAAGAGUACGCAGCAGGCUUCUCGGCACAGGGCUCCCCUGCCUCAGGGGCUCCGAACGGGCCAGACGUGUAUGUCCUGCCACUCACCGAGGUCUCCCUGCCCAUGGCCAAGCAGCCGGGGCGCUCAGUGCAGCUGCUCAAGUCCACAGACCUGGGCCGUCACAGCCUCUUGUACCUGGAGGAGGUUGGCCACGGCUGGUUCGGGAAGGUGUUCCUGGGGGAGGUGAACUCGGGCAUCAGCAGCACCCAGGUGGUGGUGAAGGAGUUGAAGGCCAGCGCCAGCGUGCAGGAGCAGACGCAGUUCCUGGAGGAGGCUCAGCCCUACAGAGCCAGCCCCCUUCCCCGCCCGCCCGCCCCCUCCUGCCCUGAGUUCGAGUCAGGGGGGCAGCCUGUUGGCUCCCGCAGGGCCCUGCAGCACAGCAACCUGCUUCAGUGCCUGGCGCAGUGCGCGGAGGUGACCCCCUACCUGCUGGUGAUGGAGUUCUGCCCCAUGGGGGACCUCAAGGGCUACCUGCGAAGCUGCCGGCUGGCGGAGUCCAUGGCGCCCGAUCCCCUGACCCUGCAGCGCAUGGCCUGCGAGGUGGCCUGUGGCGUCCUGCACCUGCAUCGCAACAACUAUGUGCACAGUGACCUGGCCCUCAGGAACUGUCUGCUCGCGGCCGACCUGACGGUGAAAAUCGGCGACUACGGCCUGUCCCACGGCAAAUACAGAGAAGACUACUUUGUGACUGCCGACCAGCUGUGGGUACCGCUGCGCUGGAUCGCGCCCGAGCUGGUGGACGAGGUGCACUGUAACCUGCUGGUGGUGGACCAAACCAAGGCCAGCAACGUGUGGUCCCUGGGCGUGACCAUCUGGGAGCUCUUUGAGCUGGGCGCACAGCCCUACCCCCACCACUCCGACCGGCAGGUGCUGGCCUACGCAGUCCGGGAGCAGCAGCUGAAGCUCCCCAAGCCCCAGCUGCAGCUGACGCUGUCUGACCGCUGGUACGAGGUGAUGCAGUUCUGCUGGCUGCAGCCUGAACAGCGGCCCACGGCCGAGGAGGUGCACCUGCUGCUGUCCUAUCUCUGUGCCAAGGGCGCCACUGAGGCGGAGGAGGAAUUCGAGCGGCGCUGGCGCUCGCUGCGGCCGGGCGGGGGUGGCGCAGGCCCUGGGCUGGCAGGCCUGGCUCUGGGGGGCGCGGGCGAGCUGGCCUCCGCCUCGUCCUUCCCGCUGCUGGAGCAGUUCGCAGGCGACGGCUUCCACGCGGACGGGGACGACGUGCUGACGGUGACCGAGACGAGUCGCGGCCUCAACUUCGAGUACAAGUGGGAAGCGGGCCGCGGCGCCGAGGCCUUCCCACCCCCGGGGGUCGCAGCGAGCCCUAGCCGCACCGCUUGCCUGCAGGAGCUGUGUGCCGCUGACGGUGCGCCCCCGGGCGUGGUGCCUGUGCUCAGCGCGCACAGCCCCUCGGUGGGCAGCGAGUACUUCAUCCGGCUGGAGGAGCCGACUCCCGCCGCCGGCCACGACCCUGACUGCGCCGGCUGCACCCUCAGCCCCCAUGCCGUGGACCUGCUCCCCGAUGGUGGUGACCAGGACGAUGACUCGGAGGGCAGCGCGGCCACCUCGCUGGCCAUGGAGCCCCUGCUGGGCCAUGUGCCGCCCCCCGAGGGGUCCUGGGGCCGCUGUGACUACCUGCAUGGGAGCUGUGCCCGGGAACCGUCCUGUCCUCUGAGCUCGCCCUCACCCGGGACCCUCGUGCUGGCGGAGCCCAGGGAGGAGGACGCCGACUGGGGCACAGCUGCCUUCUGCCCACCCUUCUUGGAGGACCCAGUGGGCACGUCCCCCUCGGGCGGGGAGGAGAUGGGGGCCACCGAGGCCUGCAGGGCCGCCCAGCCCAGACACUGGAGCUCCAACGUGUCCGCCAACAACAACAGUGGCAGCCGAGCACCAGGCUCCUGGGACCCGGGACACGUGGCUGGCUGCAUGGACUGCUGCCCUGGCCCAGAGCACACCUUACGGGCUGCCCCGCAGCUAGGCGGUCCCCUGGCCCUAGAGGACCCCACAGAGCCUCUCCUUGGGUCAAAGGGGGCCUCCUCUGGCCAGGAGCUAGGCCGCUGCUUUGGCCUUCCUCUUCUGUGUCCUGCUGAGGGCCUGGCACCGGCCAUCUGCCUGGUGACGUCCUCCCGGACAGAGGCAGCCAUUAGCCAGGCUAACAGCCCCCAGGCGGAGCCCAGGCUUGCUGAGGAAGCUGAGGGCUCUGCCAGACCUCAGCUACCCCUUCCCUCUGUCCCAGCCCCAUCCCAAGAGGGAGCCCUGCUUCCUGCCGAGGCGGCCAGUGCCCUCGACACCCUGCCCGCCUUGCCCACGCCUGCUGGCAGCUGGGAGACUGCCACUGAGGCAGCCCAGACCCCAGACAGCUACAGGGUUUCCCCUGAGCCGGGGGCGCCCGUCAGUGAGGAUGAGGACAUGACAGAGGCCACUUCUGGUGUCUUCGCUGAUUUGUCCAGCGAUGGCCCACUGGCCGAGAAGCCAGACGUGACUCUGGCCUUCCGCUCUUUGCAGAAGCAGGCGGGGACCCCCGACUCUGGGGACUCCCUGGAUAUCCCACCUUCAGCCGGUGAUGGUGGUGGCUGCGAGGUCUUCAGCCCAUCAGGUAUCGGCACUCCCGGCGGGCAGCCCCGAGCCCUGGACAGUGGCUAUGACACAGAGAACUACGAGUCCCCUGAGUUUGUGCUCAAGGAGGCACACGAGCCAUGUGAGCCUGAGGCCUGUGGGGAGCUGGUCUCCGAGGAGGACAGCCCUGGGCCCGAGACCCAGCUCUCCACCUCUCUUGGUGGCCUUGGCCAGAAGAACCCCUACCGUGACUCAGCCUACUUUUCGGACCUGGAUACAGAGCCUGACUGCACUUCGGGCCCCCAGGAGAAGGGAGGAGGUGACUUGACCUCCAGGCUAGAGCUGGACCUGGAGAGCUCUGGGCUGCCGGCCGCACAGCCCUCCCCUGAGUCUGGUGUGGCUGGGGGGACGCGAGGCACUGGUCCCAGAGAGGUGCUGCCGCUGCUGCCUGAGGACUUUUCUCCAGGGCCAAGUACAUGCCCGGAGGGCCCCAGACCGGACCCUCCCUGGCCCCAGGGCCCUGCCCAAGGGCCUCCAGUGCCCAGCCCCGGGGGUUCCAAGAUUUUCCUGCUGACCCCAGUCCCGCUGAGCUCAGAGAGCCACCUCCCUGAGCUCCAGGAGGCCCCAGUACUGCCGUCCGGACCCGCCCAGCAAGAACGGACAGGGAGCCCGGGUGCCCCCAGGACCCCACUCUGCCUGGCCCUGCCGGGACUGCCCGCAGCCCCGGAGGGCCGGUCGGAGGAGGAAGAGGAGGACAGCGAGGAGAGCGAUGAGUCGGAUGAAGAGCUCCGCUGCUACAGCAUCCAGGAGCCCAGCGAGGAGAGCGAGGAGGAGGCGCCUCCCGUGCCCGUGGUGGUGGCCGAGAGCCAGAGCGCGCGCAACCUGCGCAGUCUGCUCAAGAUACCCAGCCUGUUGUCGGAGGCCUUCUGCGAGGACCUGGAGCGCAAGAAGAAAGCCGUGUCCUUCUUCGACGACGUCACCGUCUACCUCUUCGACCAGGAAAGCCCCACCCGGGAGCUCGGGGAACCCUUCCCGGGAGCCAAGGAGUCGUCCCCCGCGUUCCUGGCGGGCGGCCCCCGCUCCCCCAGCGCCCCCGGCCGGCCGCGGCGGGCAGACCGCUCCCCCGACGGCUCCGCGGCGGAAGAGGGUGGAGGGCUCGCGUGGGACGACGGCUUCUCGCCGACGCCGGCCCCGGAGGCCGCCCGGCCCGCUCCCGCCGCGCCUCCCAAGCAGACCGCACCCGGCCCCUUCUCGCGCUUCACCGUGUCGCCUGCGCCCGCGUCCCGCUUCUCCAUUACGCACGUCUCCGACUCGGACGCCGGGUCCGUGGGAGGCCCUGUAGCCGGUGCCGGGGGCAACUGUAAAGAAGCUUGAGGCCCAGGCGGGCACCCUUGGAGCUCCUGCCAGUCCUGCUCCAGGCAGCAGCGAAGAUGGUGACCGAGAGUGGAGACCUCGGUGUUGGUGGUCGUCAGCAGCUUCCAGAGCCUCGGUGCCCCAUGCAGCGCCCCGGAGCAGGGCGGGACAAGAGGCCUCCUUCGGCCGUGUGCGCCAGUCCUGGGCUGCCGGAGGGGCAGGACUUCUCCUGGACACGGGUUUGUUGCUAGCUGCUGAGGAUGACCUCUAGCCUCAGGCCUGAGCAGGUCCCCUCCGUACAGCUGCCCCUCCGCCGUGACUCUGCUAGCGGGCUGCUUGGCUUCUGAGGCCAGGGGACCGGCUCUUGGCUGGGGGGGGGGGGGGGGGGAGGGACUUUGCACGCCCUGCCCACUAGUUCCUGUGGUGAAUGACACAGGCCCGCUGGGACGGCCUCUCUCUGCCCCCUUCUCCCCUUCUGCCUGGUUCUGGGUUUGCCAGAAGAGGACCCUGGGCUUGUGUGUCCCCAGCCACCCUUACCUCAGAGUCUGUGGCUGUAUUUCCCUUCGGUGACUCAGCUGGACCCGCAAACCCUCCCUCCCUGUCUGGGCCAGCUCCCAUCUGAGUCCACGGCUGGAGCCUGGGCAGGUGGGGCAAGGCGGGCGGCCCAAAAGAUGGGGGCUUCCGGCCACACCUGUUCUAGAGGUGCCCGCGGCUGGCCAGCCUGGCCCGGCAGCCCCCACAAUCCGCGUCAGGGGCCCUGCCUGCAGGGGUGGGGGUGCGGGUGGGAGGGAAGUGGGGGGCUGGGCAGCACAGGGAGUAUUUUUGUAACUGCUGUUGUCUGAGCAAAUGGAAGCGGGGUGAUUUUAAGUUAUUGUUGCCAAAGAGAUGUCAGAUUUACUGUUGCUUUGGGGGUGGGGGUGGGGGACUUGUUUUGGGUUUGUGUUUUUUGUUUUCAUUAGUCUGAGGCUUCGGAUGCUGGUGCCAUGAUUUCCUUGUUCCUUUUUUGUUUGUUUUUUAAAAGAAAUCAAGCUAAGAAAACAAGCCUUCAUGCUAA